Molecule: messenger RNA, 647 nt
Organism: Cynara cardunculus var. scolymus (artichoke)
Lineage: Eukaryota; Viridiplantae; Streptophyta; Magnoliopsida; Asterales; Asteraceae
Product: CASP-like protein 4B1
Exons: 3
Coding region: 1-606 (201 amino acids)
Source: RefSeq, a predicted model, not a curated record
AUGUCAUCGGAGGCAACGGCAAAAGCAUCAUCGGAAACACCACAGCCAACGCCACCACCAAAUGCAAAGGAUGUGGAGAGCCAGAACCAGACUCCGCCACCAGGCUACAGCGUCGUAGGCAUUUUCAGGCGAUGGCGUCAUGAAGAUAUUUCAAAGAAGGGAACGUUUGGAUUACGAGGUUCCGCUUUGCUUUUUUCUCUGCUCGCUUUCAUCAUCAUGGCUAGCAACAGACAUGGUGAUUGGAGAGAUUACAAUAGAUACGAAGAAUUUAGGUAUGAAUUGGCAAUAGCGAUUUUGUCAUCAAUCUAUAACGGAUUUCAAGUUUGGAGGCAAUAUCGUUUGAUUUCAACGGGAAAAGAAUUACUUUCGUUUUCCGAUCAGAAUUUGGCGCUGAUCGAUUUCGUUGGCGAUCAGAUCAUGGCGUACCUAUUGAUAUCGGCAGCAUCAUCGGCGGUUCCGAUGACGAACCGGAUGAGGGAAGGAGCCGACAAUGCCUUCACCGAUUCGUUAGCAGCGUCAAUUAGCAUGGAGUUUUUUGCGUUUUUCAUCCUGGGAUCAUCUGCCAUUCUCUCAGGGUACAAACUAGUAAAAUCAUCUUGCAUCUAACAAAAUCAAACCUUCUAACUUCACUUUUUUCGAUUUCGAUU